This is a messenger RNA of Pocillopora verrucosa, 2065 nucleotides long. RefSeq names its product E3 SUMO-protein ligase NSE2. Lineage: Eukaryota; Metazoa; Cnidaria; Anthozoa; Scleractinia; Pocilloporidae. The record is from RefSeq and is a predicted model, not a curated record. Gene Ontology annotation, cellular component: nucleus; Smc5-Smc6 complex. Gene Ontology annotation, molecular function: zinc ion binding; SUMO ligase activity; ubiquitin-protein transferase activity. Gene Ontology annotation, biological process: double-strand break repair via homologous recombination; protein sumoylation; protein ubiquitination.
AACUCGCUGCGCCAUUUCUGAACUUCCCGCCAUCAUGUGGCACCAUCUUUGAGAUUCCUGUUUCCCCGUAUCUAUAAAACACAACUUCAAAAUGCCUGCUCACUUUAGAGCCGUAGACAACGCGGUUGAGAAAGUUCGGAAAGUGAAGGAAUAUGUAGAUAAUGGCUUGGGUGUAACUUUAGAUGUAGCGCUGGACUUGGAAGAAGUUAGUAAAGACAACGAGCUGGUGAAAGAGUUGGAAGAUACGAUGCUGCAGUAUGUUAGCAUGGAGAGAGAGAUGGACCAGUGCAUGAAAGCUGUCGAGCUAGCGAAGGAGGAGUUUAAUCGAAAGUAUGAUGUAAAUAGUGAUGAUUCUCCAAACAUUGAAGAUAUCUUCAAAGAAAAGUUGAGUUCUCUUGAAAAGAACAGCAAAGUUUCCGAUCUUGAUUCUCACCCCAAGGUGAAAGAAUUCAGGGAGAAAUUAUGGAACAUUCAUCAUCAGGGGGAACCUAUGCCUCAGACAAACACACAGCCAGGAACACAAGAUGAAGAUAUUAUAAUGUCACAGGCACCUGUAGAACAAACAAAGUGUCCACUGACUUUGAAAGAUAUGGUCAAACCAAUGAAAAGUAAAAUAUGUGGACAUAACUAUGAACAAGAUGCAAUUUUUCAGCACAUUAGCAGAGGGAGGGGUAGAGCUAAGUGUCCAGUCUGUGGACAGCUUCUCACCAAAGCUGACCUCGAACACAAUGCUGUACUGCAGCAUGCCAUAAAGCGAAAAAAUAGGAGAAAGUAAAUUAUAGUGAAAAAAUAGGAGAAAAUAAAUUAUAUGUAUAUUCUUGUUCUUAGGAGUUAAUUUUAGUUAAAAAGUAAAUGCUGUGUUGUUAGAAAGUGUAGGUAUCUGUUACUGUUAUGAGGAAUACUUGUAGUUUUAAGACACUUGCAUACUGUUAUGUUUUUCUAUGAAUGCUUGUUCAUGGCAAAAACAAGGAAAAAUUGAAUUGUUUUCAUGUGAUGAUAUUCUGAUAUUUGAUAUUAAUAUUAAGUAAGGAGUGGCAUAUUGUAAAUGAAAAUGACAAAGUUCUUUAAAGUGGUGUGUUUGUGAAUGUUUGUGACUCUAUUCUUGGAAACACAUAUUUGUAUAUUUGCCAUUUUAUGAACUGUAAAUCUAAUACAAUAGGUAUGCUUCACAUAACUUGACUUGAGGAAAUUCAUUAUUUGCUUCUGUUGUGACAGAAAUCUCUUGUAAGGUUCAGGAAUUUUGUGAAGUUCUGGGUGAACUAUAAUUUGAUCAUGACAGUUCCCAGUAUCAUGAAUAAUGUUUUAUAUCUUUUUUGAGCUCUUUUAUAAGACAAUGUUAACAUUGUUUUUUCUCACAAUGUUUAAAGCUGAUUUUACUUGAUCCCAAGAGAUAGAUGGAUGUAUAGAUGAGGAAGGAUGCUUGAAAUUUGUACAUGUGAUGUUGUCUUCUUAUUUUCCACAUAAUAUCUCUUAGUUGGUGUAUUUUUUUGAAUGAUUUGCAUGGCAAAGUUGCUGUUGAUAUCAAAAGCAACUAUGUUUCUUUUUAUGUCACUCCGUUCUUUGAAAAAUUCCAUCAAGAAAUCUUGUGGUGGCUUGAAUGAUUAUUAUUAUAAUCUGCCUGUGCAGGUCAGUUUAGAGCAAGGUAUGUCACAUUACUCUAGAAUUAAGAGCUCUCUCAACUUUAUGAUAUUUACUUAGGCUGACACCUCCUGAUAUAUGAUCAUUAAGCCUAUUUUUUUUUUUACUGUACCAGAAGGUUCUGAAUUCUCUUGAAGAAUUGGCCUCAAAUCUAUAAAAGUUGAUCAAUUUAUUGAAUAUUAAUAAUAUGAUGUAAAAAUGAAGACUUUUACUAAGGAGAAUAAAUACACUUUCUUUUAAUACGACAAUUAAGGUUGGGUGUCCUUGAGGGAAAUUGAAGUUCAUCAAUCUGGUAUGAACUUUCAAAGAUUAAGAGAAGUAUAAAGGAACAGAUCAGCGAACAAAUGAUCUUUUACCUUCAUUCCCAAUUUUUGUUAUCUUAAGCAUCGAUACAAAAGUAUUAUUAAUAAAUUCAAAAUCAGUCAUU